Messenger RNA from Dalotia coriaria, 1751 nucleotides. It is a transcript of the gene pont, whose product is annotated as RuvB-like helicase pontin. Gene Ontology annotation, molecular function: DNA helicase activity; ATP hydrolysis activity; ATP binding. Gene Ontology annotation, cellular component: Ino80 complex; Swr1 complex; R2TP complex. The coding region runs from base 250 to 1620 and encodes 456 amino acids. The record is from RefSeq and is a predicted model, not a curated record. Lineage: Eukaryota; Metazoa; Arthropoda; Insecta; Coleoptera; Staphylinidae. The transcript is spliced from 5 exons. Gene Ontology annotation, biological process: box C/D snoRNP assembly; regulation of transcription by RNA polymerase II; chromatin remodeling.
GCCGCGUUCACGCACACGCACGGACCGAGCAGCGUGACGGAGCGAGACUGAGCCGCGACUAGCAGGAAUCGCAGGCCGAGCAGGCGAAAAACUCACGCUCACUCUAAACGCUUGCAUAUUUUAAGUGGUUGUGAGUAGAAGCGCCCUCUACACGGUUAUAACCAUAACAACACCUCGUAAACAACGCUGUAUUACGAAUUGAUCAAACGGUUAAACACACUUCGAGAAAAAUACAGUCGCACAUUCAAGAUGAAAGUCGAAGAGGUGAAAAGCACCGUGAAAACUCAGCGUAUCAGCGCACACAGCCACAUCAAAGGUCUGGGACUCGAUGAGCGUGGUUUUGCGAUUCAGAAAGCCGCCGGGCUUGUUGGGCAAGAACAGGCGAGAGAGGCCGGAGGAGUCGUGGUGGAUAUGAUUCGCAGUAAGAAGAUGGCUGGUAGAGCUAUUCUGUUGGCUGGACCACCUGGUACAGGGAAAACAGCUAUAGCUUUAGCAAUUGCACAGGAAUUGGGGAAUAAAGUGCCAUUCUGUCCAAUGGUGGGCUCGGAAGUUUAUAGUUCUGAGAUUAAAAAGACUGAAGUAUUGAUGGAGAACUUCCGGAGGGCGAUUGGGCUGCGAAUUCGUGAAACCAAGGAGGUUUAUGAGGGAGAAGUGGUGGAAUUGACACCUGUCGAGACUGAAAAUCCUGCUGGUGGAUAUGGAAAGACAAUCAGUCAUGUAAUCAUUGGCUUACGCACCGCUAGAGGGAGCAAACAGCUGAAACUCGACCCCAGCAUCUUCGAAGCCCUGCAGAAGGAAAAAGUCGAAGUUGGCGAUGUGAUUUACAUCGAAGCCAACAGCGGCGCUGUCAAACGUCAAGGCAGAUGCGAUACAUACGCCACUGAAUUCGAUUUGGAAGCUGAGGAAUACGUGCCGAUUCCCAAAGGUGAUGUACACAAGAAAAAAGAAGUUGUUCAGGAUGUGACACUUCAUGACCUUGACGUUGCGAAUUCAAAACCACAAGGUGGUCAGGACGUCCUCUCCAUGAUGAGUCAACUCCUCAAACCGAAGAAAACCGAAAUCACCGAUAAACUACGCAAGGAAAUCAACAAAGUCGUCGAUAAAUACAUCGAUCAGGGCAUUGCUGAGCUGGUACCCGGCGUGCUCUUUAUUGAUGAGGUUCACAUGCUUGAUAUUGAAACAUUUACGUAUUUACAUCGUGCUCUAGAAAGCGCCAUUGCGCCUAUUGUUAUCUUUGCGACAAACCGCGGUCGUUGUGUUAUUCGUGGCACAGAUGAUAUUGUUUCUGCGCAUGGUAUCCCGCUUGAUUUACUUGAUAGACUUGUAAUAAUCAGAACUUUACCCUAUGACAAAGCAGAUCUUGAGCAGAUUCUUAAACUACGCGCGACUACUGAAGGACUAAAUUUAGAUGAAGAUGCUUUGACGACUCUUGCUGAAGUUGGCGCAAGAUCAACACUGCGUUAUGCUGUGCAAUUGUUAACACCAGCUUCACUUACAGCAAAGACAAAUGGCCGCAGUAAUAUAAUCAAAGAGGAUAUUGAAGAAGUUAGUUCUCUGUUUCUAGAUGCAAAGUCAUCCGCGUGGAUUUUGAGUCAAAACAAGGAUAAAUUUAUGUUGUAAGACGCCAAAAGUGAUUUAUUUUGAUAACUUGAUAUCUCAAAUAUGUUGUUAGGAAUAAGACACACUUGUAAUCAAUCUACUGUCUCGAAUACUUUAGGUGUUAUAAGUAAUAAUAAAUUGUAAAAUCGGAA